AUGGUCAGUAGACAAAAUGUCGAUGAUUUACUGAGGUAUACGAAUACGGAGGUGUUUGUAUAUGGUACUAUUUCCUGGCAAAAAUUUGUGGCUAAAAAGAAUACUAACACAAUAUAUUUGUACAAGUUUACGUGUAAGACGGAGAGAAAUCUUGCCAUUGCUGCAUCCCCGGAAGCGGCUGAUCUAUUCAAGCACAGACAAGUGGUAGGACACGCAGAUGAUCUUUUCUACUUUUUCCCAGCAGGACCAGAGGUUGAUAUGAACUCUGAAACGUUUCAAAUCAUCGAUAGAGCCACAACACUAUGGACUAACUUUGCAAAAUAUGGAAACCCAACACCCGAUAAUAGCCUAGGUGUCUCGUGGAAACCUUAUACAUUAGAGGAGGAAGAUUAUUUGGAUCUAGGAAACACUUUAGAAGCUAAGACAGCGCCGGAGCGCGAAGAAAUAGAGUUAUGGGAAAGUGUCUUCAGAGAGUACUACCCUCAUGUUGCGCCGUUAAACAAUACAAACCACUUGUUUAGCACAAUUAUAUUCGACAUUUCCGUUACUCUGCGUCGUCAUUUCGCAGAAUACGGCCGUCGCCGCGAAGCGGGGGCAGAACUAGCAUCAGUUAAAGGAUUUGUUCGGACAGAAACAGAUGUGUGUAGGACUCUGGUCGUGAAGACCACUGAAUGCGGCAUGCGGCGUCGUCGUCGGCGUGAUAAACUUCCAUAUCAUUUUACAGGCCGUAAACCUCGUGUAGACCGGGAGCCGACGCGUAUUUGCCGCCUCAUCGGCUUAAUGCCUUUUGCGCGUCUUACGUGA
Molecule: messenger RNA, 804 nt
Organism: Leptosia nina
Lineage: Eukaryota; Metazoa; Arthropoda; Insecta; Lepidoptera; Pieridae
Source: the annotation of a GenBank genome assembly